AUGUUUUCUAUUCUAUUCUUAAGUUAUUUCAUUCUAACUACGAAUAGUUUAUCAAUAAAUAUUAUCGAAAAAGAUUUAAAUAAAUCAAUCGAUAAAAUUCUUCUUAAUGAAGAGAAUUUAUACAUAAGUACAAAUAAUAUUCUACAUCGUCUAUCAUCUUUAACCCUAAAUCAAACAUUAACGCCAUUGGAAUUUCCAAAAACUUCUCAUAUUAAAAUUUUAUUAACAAUUUCCAAUGAUAAAAUAUUUUUAUGUGGUACAUAUGAUCAAGGUUUAUGUCAGAUAAUCGAUAAAAAUUUUCAAUUUAUUAUUAAUUCAACAUUUCCAAUUGUUGCUAACGAUCCAAUCAAUAGUACAAUUGCAUUAAUAAUACCAGAAAAAAAUUUGAUCUAUUUUGGUGUUACAUAUACAAAUGAUGGUAAAUAUCGUUGGCAAAUACCGAAUAUAUCUGGACGUUCAUUAAAUAUAUCACGUUUUAUGAAAAUUUUAUCUGUUAAUGAUAAUGAUGAUAUGAUUUCACAUGAUGAUUUAUCAUUACGUUUUAUGUCAAGACAACAAACAACAUUUAUUGUUCAAUAUAUUUAUUCAUUUUAUACGAAAAAUUAUAUUUAUUUUCUAACAAAUCAACCAAAUGAUAAUGAACAAAAAAGUUUAAUAACAAAAAUUGUUCGUUUUUGUCGUGAAACAUCAUAUUCAAUUAUACGUACAUAUACGGAAAUACCGUUGAAAUGUGUUAAUUCAGAUUGGAUUCUUAAAACAGCAGAUAUUAUUUAUAAUAGAAAUAAUCAACAAAUUUUAAUUGGAUAUUUUACAAGAAAAGAUGGUACAGGUGGUACGAAUUUAUGUUCAUGGAAUAUUCAAAAUGAUAUUGAUCAAGCAUUUGAAGAUAAUUAUCGAACAUGUUAUUCAAAAGGAAUUGGACAAAGAGGUUUAGAAUUUAUCAAACCAAAUGAACCAUGUAGAAAAGAUGAAAGUUGGUCAAUACCAAUAAAUGAUAAUAAUAUAUGUCCUUGGAUAAUUAGUGAUCGUUUACCUUAUCCAGUUGGUGGUACUACACCUGUUAGAGGUCGGUUAUUAUAUGAAAAUAUAAUUGAAAAUUCUAGUGUCAUUAAAAUGUAUUCAUUCAAUUCAAUGAUACUUGUUUUUCAAGGUUUAACUAAUGGUACUUUUAAGUUAGGUCUAUUCGAUUUUGAAGUAAAUAUAAAUUGGUUUUAUUCAUAUCAAUUAUCGACUCAAGCAUCUAUUCUUUCUGAUAUUAUAUUUGAUAAAAAUCUUGCAACAUUUUAUUUAGCAUCAGGAACAAAGGUCUAUCGUAUAUCAUUUUUGGGUGAUUGUACAUCACGCUUGUCAUGUGAUGAAUGUUUAUCUUCAUCAAAUAAUCCAUUGUGUGGUUGGUGUACAAUGAAUCAACGGUGUACAUUAGCUAAUGAUUGUCCUUUGAAUUCAUGGCAACAAGAGAAUAAUCAAUGUACACAUAUUAUUAAUGUUGAACCAUUGAAAGUUUCAGUUGACAAUAGUCAAUGGAUUAAUUUAACUUUAUCGAAAUUACCACAAUUAGAACAUAAUGAAAUCUAUCAAUGUAUCUUUAUGAAUAAAAUUAUGUCGGCAUAUACACAAGCAAUUAAAUUAGAUCAUAAUCGUCUUUCGUGUCCCACGCCAUCAAAUAAAAAUAUUCAUAUGUUAAAAGGUUCUCAUUCAACUGUUCGUCUAUCUGUAAUAAAAUGGCCAUCGAAUACUAGCAUUGCUACUGUACCUGAAUUUACAUUUUAUAAUUGUUCAUCAUUUUCAUCAUGUGUUUUAUGCCAAUCACAAGUUGGAUGUCAAUGGUGUUCGCAACGAUGUUCAUCUAUGUGUACAACGGAAACCGUAUCUCAAUGUUCAACAUUUAAUCUUUUAGAUCCUUCCAGUAUAUUUCUUCAAUCUAGUCAAUCUGUUGAUAUUCCAUUAAAAUUUGAUGCAAUUCAAUUUGAUAAUCCAAUUCAAUGUCGUUUAAAUGAAACAAUUCAUGGUCUAGUAAAUUCCAAUAAUAUAUGUCAAAUUACUAAAAUUCCUGAAAUUGCCAAUAAAAAUGAUGAGAAAAUGUUUUUAACUCUUAUUCAAAAUGAUAUUGUCAUUGGUAAUCCAAUUGAAAUGUUUAUAUAUCGUUGUGAUCUAUAUGAUUCAUGUGAUAAAUGUAAUUUACGUUCUAAAUGUGUCUGGUGUCAAGGCCAAUGUUUAUCCAAAUUAUCAAAUACAUGUGUAACAAGUGAACAAUGUACAUCAUUACGUAUUAUAGAUUUUUCACCAAAAUUUAUUCCAUUAAAUGGUCAGACAAUAAUUACUAUUUAUAUUAAUGAAGUUUUUAACGAAAAAAUUAUUGAAAUUUUAAUUGUUGAUAUACCUUGUUUAAUAAUAAAUUCAUCGAAUGUAAUUCAAUGUCAAUCACAACCAUCAAAUUCAUCACGAAAAGGACGAAUUCAUAUACGUUUUUCAAAUUCUAUUUAUAUUUUAUCAAAAGAAAUGAUUGAAUAUCAACAAUCAUCUAUAAUUUCAAUAAAUCCAAAUAUUAUUUAUCAAUAUGGUGGACAAAUUCUUUAUAUCAAUGGACAAAAUCUAUUAAUUGGUAAUGAACAAAAAAUCUUUAUUGGUAAACAUCAAUGUAAAAAUAUAAAAGAAACAUUAAUAAAUAAUUUAUCAUGUCGUUUACCAUCGAUAACACCCGGAACUUAUAAUAUUAUUAUUAAAAUCGAUAAUCAAAUCAUUAAUACAGAACAAAAUUUAAAAGUAACACCAAAUCCAAUUGUUCAAGAUAUUGAUCCGACGAUUAGUUUUGCAAGUGGUGGUCGUUUAAUAACUGUACGUGGAAUGUAUUUUGAAUCCAUUCAAACAAUAACUGUGAAAUUUUCAUAUAAAAAAUGGAAUGCGAAAUUAAAAAUUAAUUCACAUAAUAUCUUAACAGCAGAAGAUGGAUCAAUGUCAUCAUUUAAUUUUCGUACACCAGGUCUUCCAUCACCGUCCGCUGAUUUUCCAUCAACACCAAUAGAUGUUAAUUUUUCACUUGAUUUUGAUGAUUCAAUUAUAUCAUUAACAAAUUUAAUUCAAUUUCGUUAUAUUCCUGAUGUUUUAUUAAAUAUAUCAGCUAUUCCACCAACUUUACCUUAUACAGGUGAAGAAUUAAAAUUACAAGUAGAAAAUUUAACUGAAGCUGCAUCAAUGCCAGAUAUUCAAUUAUUUAUUGGAUGUUCAGAAUGUAAACUUAAAACAUUUACAUCAAAAGGAAUUACAUGUCAACCACCAGCGAAAUUACUGCCAAGUACUGCAAUUAUUCUUAACAAUCAACAACAACAAGAUGAUUGUACAUUAUUUAAUUCUUCGAUUGGUCCAAUUCGUUUUCGCAUUGGAUAUCGUGAAUAUUUAAUCGGUUAUUUAUCAUACAAUCGAUUAUUAUCAUCAAAAUAUUCCAUUGUUACAAUAAUUUCUCUUAUAUUUGCUAGUUGUUUCAUAACAAUAGCUGUACUUAUUCUUGCUCUUUAUCUAUUUUAUAAAUUUCGAAAUAUUCAAUCUCAAAAAAAAACUUUAACAAUUAAAAAAAAUAUUGAGCAAAGUGAAAAACAAUUUUGGUCAACAGAUACAUCAGCAUCUACAGGUCCUUAUUAUCAAGUUUAUGAACAAAUAUCCUCUAUAUCAUCUCAUGAAAAUACUUUAACACGUGCUCCACUUCUUCUUACAUGUCCAUAUUAUCAAGAAAAACGUAAUACACCACCAAUCAUGGAACAAUUACAAAUGAGUUUAUCAUUUUUAACAACUAUAUCAAUUGAAGAUAGUCAAUUAACAAAACUUCUAUUUCCUACAGAUAAAAAAUUUUCAUCGAUUCAUUAUCGUCCAUCAAUGGAAUUAUUCUAUGAUUUACUUAAUAUGAAACCAUUUUCUCAAGCAUUUCUUAAUCAAUUAAUUGAACAUAAUUCAUCUGAUCUUUUACAAUGUUAUGCUUAUCUAUUUCGUUAUACUCCUCAACAUUUACAAUCAUUAAAUAUAUUUCAUCAGUUUUUUUCGACGCUUUUUCUUCAAACCAAAACUGAUUUAAUUAAUAAAUUUCAUUUUUUUGAUGAUUUUUUACGUAUAUUAAUUGAUUUAAUAGAUUCAUCACCAUGUGAUGAAUUAUUACAUCGGUCAUGUCGUUCAAUAUCAUCAUCAACAUUAUUAUUAUAUAAUAUACAAUAUCAUACAUUUCAAUUAACAAUUGAUUAUGAAAAUUUUCUUCGUUUUCAUUUAUCUGUUCUUGAUUGUGAUACAAUAAAUCAAAUAAAACAAAAAAUUAUUCGUUAUUUAAAUUCAUAUGAAAAUACAUAUCGAUUAAUUGAUUAUGAACAAUUAGAUUUAUUAUUACCAUCAUUAGAAAAUUCGACAUGUAUAUAUCAAAUUCCAAUGUUAAAAAAUUAUUUUAUUAAUUCAAUAAUACAUUGUCAAAAGAAAAUACAAAAUAAAAAUGAAAUAAAUAAUUUUAGUUAUCAUUUAUGUAAAGAAAAUCAAUUGAUUUAUGAUGAAAAUUUACUUGAAGAAAAAUUAAUUGAAAAUAAAAAUCGUUUACAACAAAUUUUAAUUUAUUUUUAUCAACAAAUUGCGAAUGGAUUGGAUUUAUUUGAUAUUUGGAAAGCUGAUAUUAAUCAAGAAAAUAAACAAAUUUUAUUUCAACAAUAUAUUCAAUUGGUUAGUGAAUUAAUUCGACGAUUAAAUCGUUUAAUGUUAUGCCGUUCAACUUGUCCAAUAACUGAAUCAUGUUUAAAUGUAAUUGCAGAUGGAUUAGAAUUUAUCUUCGAUACUCGAACAGACGUUUCAUCUGAAAUAAAAUUAUUAUUUAUGGAUGAAAAAAAACAUUUUUCAUCAUUUGAUAAAAAUAAUUUUCAUUUUCAUUCAACAAAUUCUUAUUCACAAUUAUCAUUAAAUGAUAUUCGUUCAGUAAUACUUGCUGAUGAUACUGCAAUUGAAUGUCUUUUUAAACUUUAUCAAUUUUAUGAAUUAUAUAGUGAACCUAUUAAUCAACAUAUUGGAGAAAAUCAUGUUAGUGUAUUAUUACCAAUUCAUCAUUUACUCGUACAAAUUCGACAAUUAAUUGAGUCAGAUAAUCAAACAUUCAUUUAA
Adineta steineri is the source of this 5118-nucleotide messenger RNA. NCBI's taxonomy places the organism in Eukaryota, Metazoa, Rotifera, Eurotatoria, Adinetida, Adinetidae. The record is from the annotation of a GenBank genome assembly.